ACUAAUUCUCUCCUUUUUUCUAGUGUGUGUACAUAUAUAAAUAUAUAUAAUGCAUUUGUGAGUCUGUACAUUUAGGUUUUUAUAUGCCAUAAUGAAAUAUUCUUCAUUGUGAACUGAUAACAUUUGCUGUACAGGAUUUCCAGAAAUGGAGCAGGAAAAUCAGAACUCAUUGCCUGAUGCAUUUCUUUCUCUCUCUUUCACAGUCACAAUGAACGAAAAGUGACCUGCAAACACCCAGUGACAGGACAGCCAUCCCAGGACAACUGUAUUUUUGUUGUGAAUGAGCAGACUGCUGCAGCAAUGUCAUCUGAAGAAAAGAAGGAGCGACCAGUAAGCAUGAUAUGUGAAGCAACUAACUAUAAUCUGACAUCAGAUUAUGCUGCUCAUCCAAUGAGCCCUGUGGGCAGAACAUCACGAUCUUCAAAGAAGGUUCAUAAUUUUGGGAAGAGAUCCAACUCCAUAAAGAGAAAUCCUAAUGCACCCGUGGUCAGACGAGGCUGGCUCUACAAACAGGACAGCACUGGCAUGAAGCUGUGGAAGAAGAGGUGGUUUGUGCUCUCAGACCUGUGUCUCUUCUACUACAGAGACGAGAAGGAAGAAGGAAUUUUGGGGAGCAUCCUCCUGCCCAGCUUCCAGAUCUCGGUGCUGUGUGCUGAGGAUCACAUCAACCGAAAAUUCGCCUUCAAGGCAGCUCAUCCAAACAUGAGGACCUAUUAUUUCUGCACAGAUACAGGGAAGGAAAUGGAGUUGUGGAUGAAAGCCAUGAUAGAUGCAGCACUUGUGCAAACAGAGCCUGUGAAAAGGAUAGAGAAGUUCCCUGUUGAAAAUACAUCCCCUCGAGAGGCAAAUAAUAUUUCAAACCAUCGGGUGCUGAUUAAACCAGAGGCACAAAACAACCAGAAGAACAAAGAAACGAACAAAAACGAGGAGAAGAAAGCUCUGGAAGCUGAAAAAUACGGAUUCCAGAAAGUGGGGCAGGACAGACCCUUAACAAAAAUUAACAGUGUGAAGCUGCAGCCUUUGGGGUCCGAGUACAGGACUUUGCCCAUCAGCACCAUCCCAGGAGGGCCCCUGAGAGCUGUCCCUGUGAACGGGGCUGAGAAGAAGGCGCUGGAUGCUGGGGAUGGAGCUGUGCCCCAGGGCAUGGACAGGGUGGUGCAGAGAACCAGCUCCAUGCUGCAGCUGGAACAGUGGAUCAGGACACAGAGGGGCAAGGGGCAGGACGAGGAAAGCAGAGGCAUCGUCUCGUACCAGACCCUGCCCAGGAACAUGCCGAGCCACCGGGCCCAGGUGCUGCCCAGGUACCCCGAGGGCUACAGGACCCUGCCAAGGAACAGCAAGGCUCGUCCCGACAGCCUGUGCAGCGUGGCUCCCUGCUACGAGGACAAGCGGCGCUCCAUGCGCGACGACACGAUGUGGCAGCUCUACGAGUGGCAGCAGCGCCAGUUCUACAGCAAGCAGGGCACUCUGGGCAGGCAGGGCACCCUGAGCAGCCCCAAAACCGUGGGCAACUUGUGUGAGCAGCCCCUGGGCUCCAUCCCCACGUCCCCCUCGCACGGUGCCAUGGCCUUCUCCCCACAGCGCGCCUUCCGCUCCGAGCUCUCGUCGCCCGUGCAGAGGGGAGAUGUGACCCUGGAGCGCAGGCACAGGACAGCCCACGGCAAGCAUGUCUUUGUGCCUGACAGGAGAUCCAUGCCAGCAGCUCUGACUUUACAGCCUGUUACUCCUCAGAGCCUCCAAGGCAAAACACCGGAGGAGCUGACGCUGCUGCUCAUAAAGCUGAGACGGCAGCAGGCGGAGCUGAGUAGUAUCCGGGAGCACACACUAGCACAGCUCAUGCAGCUAAAGCUUGAGGCCAGCAGCCCAAAGAAUGAGAUUCUUUCACAUCACCUUCAAAGGAAUGCCAUUUAUUUGGAUCACCAGAUGAAAGAGAAUGAACCUUUAAUCACCUUGGUUCACACUAUGAUUGAGAACUCGGCGCUAAGACCACAACUGUACCAUCAAUUAACACAAGAAGAAUGUAGGGGUACACUAUACAAAUAUAGAACUGAAGAGCUGGACAUUGAUGCUAAGCUCAGCCGUUUGUGUGAGCAGGAUAAAGUUGUGCAAGCACUGGAGGAGAAGCUUCAACAGCUACACAAGGAGAAAUACACGCUUGAGCAAGCUCUGCUGUCUGCAAGCCAGGAGAUAGAAAUGAAUGCAGAUAACCCAGCAGCCAUCCAGACCGUGGUGUUACAGAGAGAUGAUUUACAGAAUGGGCUGCUCAGCACCUGCAGGGAGGUGUCCAGAGCCACUGCAGAACUGGAAAGAGCUUGGAGAGAAUAUGAUAAAUUGGAAUAUGAUGUGACUGUAACCAGGAACCACAUGCAGGAGCAGCUGGACCGGCUUGGGGAAAUUCAGACUGAAUCAGCAGGGAUUCAACGUGCUCAGAUUCAGAAGGAGCUGUGGAGAAUUCAGGAUGUCAUGGAGGGUUUACUGAAACACAAACAGCAGAGGAGCUCUUCUGAGGCAGGCAUCAUGGUAUCAAGGACAUUUUCUUCUAUUAAAUAUAAAAAUGAGGAAGAGGAAGUAGUCCCACCUCGUCCUCCACUCCCUCGGUCCUAUGACUUUACAGAGCAUCCUCCCAUAAUCCCCCCUCUGCCCAGUGAUAGCAGCUCCUUGCUCUGUUAUAGCAGGGGCCCAGUACAUCUGACAGAAGAGAAGAGGAUGUACCAAGUGCAAGGAUAUCAGAGAAAUGGAUCUUACUGUGGUCCUGAUUACAGGCUUUAUAAGAGCGAGCCCGAGCUGACCACAGUAGCAGAAGUGGAUGAGUCUAAUGGUGAAGAAAAAACAGAGCCAGUCUCAGAAUCCGAAUCUUCUGGCAAAGGCUCACAUUUCCCUGUGGGAGUUGUGCCACCCAGAACCAAAUCCCCAACGCCAGAGUCCUCAACAAUUGCAUCCUAUGUCACUCUGAGGAAGAACAAGAAGCUCGAUCUCAGAACGGAAAGACCAAGGAGUGCAGUGGAGCAGCUGUGCCUGGCAGAGGGGCCCCGGCCUCGCAUGACACUGGAGGAGCAGAUGGAGAGAAUAAAGAGACACCAGCAGGCUUGUCUGAGAGACAAGAGGAAAGGACUCAGCAUCCUUGGUGCUCCUGAGCAGGCUCCUGCCCACAGCUCCAGCUCUGCCAGGGACAACCCAUUCAGAUUGGCACAGAAUCGUAAAAAAGAUGAUGCAGGGUCUGCCAACGUGAAGGAGGCAGAGAGCACCAGCAGAGAAAAUAAUUUGAAACAAAAUAAUGGAAGUCCUGGAGAAGAAACAGAACAGCUGAAAAAUGAUGGAGAUCAAGAACAUAAUUCAAGUUUUACUAAAGAGCUGUCAAAAACCGAUGAUCUUUUAUCAGAUGCACAUGUUGUAUCUGACUCAAAAGAAGGGAGUAAUGAAGAGAAAGCAGAAAAGAAAAAUAAAUUGGAAGAAACACAUGAUGGUGAUAUAAGCUUGCAGAAUGUGACCACAGUUGCAAACCACAAACCCAAAACCAGCUCAGAAGAAAGUGAAAUACUUAGUGUUCAAGAACAAGAAGCGAUUGUGUCUUCAUUUGAAUUUGCAGCACAGUCUUCAAAAGGAAAUCAGGCAGCAGCAGUGAAAAGUUUGCCUUCCUCACCAGAAUCGUCCUUGUCACCAGCUCCAUGCACACAGCCACAGCUCACAGAAGGAUCCCAUUUCAUGUGUGUAUAGUUCCAGACAACACUGACGGCUUCUGUUGAAACAAUUCAUGCCUGAGAUGUAUGGACCUGAGCUAUGAAAAUAUGAGAAGACACUGUACAGUAUAUUUUAAAUCUAUGAAAUUCAUAGUUCUGAUGCUUUUGGCCACAGAGCAUCGUUUUCUCACUUCCUGGAAAAUGUUUAUUCCAAGAGAGCUUUAAAUGGCCCACGUGUACACUCAACAACCUUCAGAUUGUUCUCCUGAUACCAGCUUGCUGCUACAAUUCCUGUGCAUAUAAAAUAAAGGCUCUUUUUAAUGUGCAGCCUACAGUCACAACUUUCUUUGCUGUUCUUCAGAAUUUAAUGUUCUUUUCAUGUUGGAUCAUGUAAGUUUACUUUUUUUGCUUCUUUUAGAUGCAUAACUCGGUUAAUUUUACAUAUCACCACUAAACCUUGUUUUACACUUUUGAAACAUGACAGUUUCUUGUUUUAACAAUUUAUUUGUAAAAUUUUUAUAUAUAUAUACAUAUAGAUAUAUUUAAAAUGUGCCAUUUUUAUUCUUGCUUAGUAAAAGAUGUCCUGUUUCUGCUGUAAUGAUUUCUUGGUCAGGUUGCAAUGUCAGCAGUUACUGCCACACUUCUGUCAACAUAGACAUUAAUGUUAGUGGUUACUUUUUCUUGACUCAAAUGGAGUGUAGGUAUUUUGAGGUACUGGGCUUUUCCUUCAUGGGCUUAGGGUGUGUACAGCAAUAAGCAGGUUUUCAAUCCAGUACUUAGUUUGUGUACAAAUGUAAUUAUGUUCAUUGUGUAUAUAUUAUACAAUGAGCACAUAUGAUGUAAGUAUAAGAAGCCACUUAUUAUUGUUCAAAUACGAAUGUUCAUAUCCCAUUUCUUUUAUAUCAUAUUAAAUAAAUGUUGAUGUUCUUAAGGA
Sturnus vulgaris (Common starling) is the source of this 4611-nucleotide messenger RNA. RefSeq names its product pleckstrin homology domain containing A5 (gene PLEKHA5). Gene Ontology annotation, molecular function: phosphatidylinositol-5-phosphate binding; phosphatidylinositol-4-phosphate binding; phosphatidylinositol-3-phosphate binding. NCBI's taxonomy places the organism in Eukaryota, Metazoa, Chordata, Aves, Passeriformes, Sturnidae. The record is from RefSeq and is a predicted model, not a curated record. Gene Ontology annotation, cellular component: cytosol.